Plodia interpunctella (Indianmeal moth) is the source of this 1342-nucleotide messenger RNA. RefSeq lists its product as uncharacterized. NCBI's taxonomy places the organism in Eukaryota, Metazoa, Arthropoda, Insecta, Lepidoptera, Pyralidae. The transcript has 4 exons. Gene Ontology annotation, molecular function: ubiquitin protein ligase activity. Gene Ontology annotation, biological process: protein K48-linked ubiquitination; proteasome-mediated ubiquitin-dependent protein catabolic process. Gene Ontology annotation, cellular component: cytoplasm; intracellular membrane-bounded organelle; membrane. Bases 240 to 866 code for a protein of 208 amino acids. The record is from RefSeq and is a predicted model, not a curated record.
AGGUAGAGCUGUCAAAAUUUUGCAGGAAGGCACAUGUAAACGCUGUUUACAAUUUCCCUACCCCACGACGUCCAGUGUUUGUUGUUUUACAGUGUUGUUUUCGUCGGGAUCACCUAUUCGUUUCCGUGCCGCGUACAAUGCGUUCCCAGGGCGCGGGUGACAUGCCCUACGUUUCGUGAUCGUAGAAAAUAGAGAAUCUUUGCAAGACGCGUGUGAUUUUUGCGUAACGUAAAUUCGCGAUGGGCGCAAAGGCGAGUACUGCGAACGGGGGGCAGAGUCCGCGUACGAGGACAUUCUCUACGAGUUCUAGUUCGGAAGUAGUGUCUGGAAGUGCGGGAUUUAAUUUGCUGCGAGCGAUACCUGGUAUUCAGGUAUCGAGUGACCGGCAGCGAGCGCGGUCGUUGUCCUCUGUGCCGGACUUGCAUGCUUCACAUGAGGCCAUCGCGAUUCCUCCCAACUCGCAGAGCUACGAGGCGUCGACGGCCGUGAGUCCGGACUCUGACUCCAGCUCCAACGACGAGCCAGGCCCGGUUCCUGGCACGUCUCUAGCGCUCGGAAGAGUAUACGCGGCGCACUCCUUGCCUUCACAUAUCUGGUCCAUAAACGGUAUAAAAUGUCCGGUGUGCAGCAAGUUCGUUCUGCCGGACGACAUCGAGUGCCACCUCGUCAUGUGCCUCACCAGGCCCCGGCUUUCAUACAACGAGGACAUCCUGAGCGACUCGAAGGGCGAGUGCGUGAUCUGCCUCGAGGAGCUGAGUGCGGGGGACACCAUCGCGCGCCUGCCCUGCCUCUGCAUCUACCACAAGGGAUGUAUAGACCAAUGGUUUGAAGUGAACAGAUCGUGUCCGGAGCACCCCGGCGACUAGCUUGUCCGGCUUCCGCCGGCGGCGGCCCCGCCGGCCCCGGGCCCCGGGCCCCGGGCCCCGGCCACGUGCCAUGUCGCGAGUGAUAGUUUUAUACAAUGAACGGACUGCGCAAUGCGCUUGUACAUACAAACUAUGAUAGUGAGAUGUUUUACCAAUUAAUUACUAAAUAAAAAAACAACAAAAAAAAAACAAAGACAGUUCUAGUAAACGCUAAAGGGAAAAUUCUCGGUGGAGUAUUAUAUUAAAUGUAAAUUUUACAUCGUUAAUAUUUAGUUAGUGUUUAUUUGAUAUUUAUAUGUAUAAUUUCGGUAUACGUUGUAUAGUUUUGCAAUAAGCUAUAGCCAAGGGUUACGUUAGUACAGUACUGUGACCCCGUCGCGGUAACAUAUCUGUUUCGUAAGCUUAUGAUAUAAUAAUAUAUAUAUGAUUUGAUCUUUUUCAUCUUGAUAAUAAAGUUGAUUUGUUUCUAAAUUUUC